AUGACGUCCGGAAACACGACAGUCGACGUCACCGAUGGGCUAUCAAACUCAACCCAUGAUGCGGCACCCGCCCCAUUUGCUCUUGGCAUGCUAGUUCAGCCAAGCUUUCUUCUAUUUGAAGCCCAGGUGAUCCUCAGUGCCUUGGGCAUUAUUUGGAUUGGCGCCCAUGGCUCACUCCGCCGCCCGCCGUCUGCCGCGCUAGCGAAGCGCGAUGUGAACGGCAAGAAGCCAAAGGAUGACCAGUUUACCGAGGGGUUUGCUGCGUCGGAUGCCAUCAUGCUUCCCAUCAUGGCUGGCGCCGUUCUUAUCGGUCUAUACUACCUCAUCGAGUGGCUCCAAGAGCCUGACAUCCUGAAUCGGAUUCUACGUGUAUACAUGUCGACCAUCUCCAUCGCAAGCUUGGGUAGGCUUUCCAUGGAUGCCUUGGAAAUCCUCACCAGCCUGGUGUUUCCAACUAUAUGGGCAGAUCGCAGCGGCAGAAUCUACCGCAUCGAUCCCGUCCGCCGCUGUCAGUUCCUGACCUACCCCAAUGAAGAGGACUCCGAGAUCCUGGCCGAGGGAAAGCAAACUCCGUUCCCUGGGCCCUUGUCAAAUCUGCGGCUCUCGGACCGUGCAAGCCAGAUUGUGUGGGAAAUCCGUCACCUCUUCACCGAGGAAUGGACAGCCCGGCUGGCGAUGCACGGCCUAAUUCAUGUUAAUUUCAACCUGAAGCUCAAUAAUCUGCUUGGUUUUGUUGUCUCCAUCGGGAUUGCCAUUGUCUACUAUUUGGCGGGUUGGCACGUUUUGUCCAACCUUCUAGGCUCUGCCUUCAGCUACACUGCGUUUGCCCUGAUGUCUCCCACCUCUUUUGCUAUUGGAACCAUGGUCCUGGUUGGUCUCUUUGUAUAUGACAUAGUCAUGGUCUUUUACACCCCUUUCAUGAUCGCGGUGGCAACAAAAAUUGAUGCUCCCAUAAAGCUGGUCUUUCGGGGUACUAAGGGUGUCAGUAUGCUUGGCCUUGGAGACAUCGUUAUUCCCGGCCUGCUCAUAGGACUGGCCCUUCGAUUCGACCUGCACCGUUCUUAUCAAACAAGGAUCAAACUCGAGCCAGUCCAGUUGACGUCCGAGCUUACAUCUAGUUCGCCGGGAGAGACAAUCAAGACGACCGAAACACAAUAUCGACAAGUGAAAGCUAUCUACGUCGAUUCUCGAAGCCAGUGGGGAAACAGAUUCUGGACUACCAAGCUCGGACGAACUUCACCUAUCCCAGCGGCGACUUCAGCAACUGUCGCCACGGCUUUUCCGAAGCCCUAUUUCUACGCAUCCAUGGUUGGCUACGCUCUCGGGAUGCUCCUAACUCUGACUAUGCUUUUGGUUUUUAGUCAUGGGCAACCGGCACUUCUUUACUUAGUCCCGGGAGUGACUGGGUCCGUUUGGCUUACCGCCUUGGUUCGUGGUGAACUAAAGGAUAUAUGGGAGUACACGGAAGACGGUAGCCUAGACACCAAGGAUGUCAUUGUUGAGUUGGAUCCCAACGGCAAGAUCGUGAAACAAAUCGAUCAAAAGAGUCCAGGGGACAAGGAACCGGCGAAGGCUGUUGAGGAGGCAGAAGGGGAGACUGAAAAAGUGAAGUCGGUAGCUGAAAGGAAGAAAAAAACCGACGACUACGAGGUUUUCCACUUCUCCAUUACUGCCCCACGUCACAACGCUCCCAAAAUGGAGUAG
This is a messenger RNA of Lasiosphaeria miniovina, 1704 nucleotides long. RefSeq names its product signal peptide peptidase-domain-containing protein. Gene Ontology annotation, cellular component: membrane; cytoplasmic side of endoplasmic reticulum membrane; lumenal side of endoplasmic reticulum membrane. Gene Ontology annotation, biological process: membrane protein proteolysis. The transcript has 2 exons. Gene Ontology annotation, molecular function: aspartic endopeptidase activity, intramembrane cleaving. NCBI's taxonomy places the organism in Eukaryota, Fungi, Ascomycota, Sordariomycetes, Sordariales, Lasiosphaeriaceae. Bases 1 to 1704 code for a protein of 567 amino acids. The record is from RefSeq and is a predicted model, not a curated record.